AUGUUCUUAGUACUGAGAAUGGUGAUGACAGGAGUGCCACCCCUCUGUAAAGGGCUGGGUGUGGACAUCACAAGCCCCUCAUGUGCCUCAGUCAAAAGGAAGUAGUAGAUGGGCCAGCCACAAGGUCAAGGUGAAAGGGGAGUGGAAACACUUCCCCACUGAGGGAGGGGCUGUUCCCUUAGACAUCUGCCACAACCGCCAAGCAAGUUUUGCUGAGUUAGAGAAAUGGGUCCCUGUAAGUCAACAGCCUCAGGGUUUUGUACCCACGUGACACUGUUGACUUCACCCUGAUUGCUCCCACUUAAGUGGGGGCCGGCAGUCCCCUAACAAUUUUCAAAACUAAUGACUAAGAGAUGGGUGGCUGGAGCUGAGGUCCCUGAGUCAGGCUGUGGGUGGGAUCAUCUCCAGUACGGGAAGUGAGACUUCUCAUUUCCUCCUUUCCAAGAGAGGGCUGAGCCAGUAGGGUUGAGCAACUGGUACUGACAGCCGAGCUGUACUCUGGGUGAGGCAGUUCAGCCAUGAGGCUGGCUGUGCUUUUGUUGGGGGCCUUGCUGGGGCUACUGGCAGCCCAGGGGACAGGGAAUGACUGUCCUCACAAAAAAUCGGCCACUCUGCUGCCGUCCUUCACGGUGACACCAACGGCUACAGAAAGCACUGGAACAACGAGCCACAGGACUACCAAGAGCCACAAAACUACCACUCACAGGACAACCACCAUAGGCACCACCAGCCAUGGACCCAUGACUGCUACUCACAACCCCACCACCACCAGCCACGGAAACGUCACAGUUCAUCCGACAAGCAACAGCACUGCCACUCACAGUCCUGCCACCACCAGUCAUGGAAAUGCCACGGUUCAUCCGAGCAACAGCACUACCACCAGCCCAGGAUUCACCAGUUCUGCCCAUCCAGGACCACCUCCACCCUCUCCGAGUCCUAGCCCAGCGUCCAGGGAGACCAUUGGAGACUACAUGUGGACUAAUGGCUCACAGCCCUGUGUCCACCUCCAAGCCCAGAUUCAGAUUCGAGUCAUGUACACAACCCAGGGUGGAGGACAGGCCUGGGGCAUCUCUGUACUGAACCCCAAUAAAACCAAAGCUGAGGGGAGCUGUGAGGAUGCCCAUCCCCACCUGCUUCUCUCAUUCCCCUAUGGACAGCUCAGCUUUGGAUUCAUGCAGGACCUCCAGCAGAGGGCUGUCUACCUGAGCUAUAUGGCAAUGGAGUACAAUGUGACCUUCCCCCAGGCAGCAGAGUGGACGUUCUCGGCUCAGAAUGCAUCCGUUCGAGAUCUCCAAGCACCUCUGGGCCAGAGCUUCAGUUGCAGAAACUCGAGCAUCGUUCUUUCACCAGCUGUUCACCUCGACCUGCUCUCCCUGAGGGUCCAGGCUGCUCAGCUGCCCCAUACAGGGGUCUUUGGGCCAAGUUUCUCCUGCCCCAGUGACCGGUCCAUCUUGCUGCCUCUCAUCAUCGGCCUGAUCCUUCUUGGCCUCCUUGCCCUGGUGCUUAUUGCCUUCUGCAUCGUCCGGAGACGCCCAUCUGCCUACCAGCCCCUCUGAGCAUUUGCUCCAAACCCCAGGGUACUAGGGGGACUGGGAUCAGGUGUGGUGGGGUACCCUCAUUUCCUUGACAUGCAACUGGCUCAAAGACAAAGUUAUUUUACUUCCCUGUCUUUCUUGAAGAACAAAAAUAGAGUUGGGUACAAUA
Molecule: messenger RNA, 1704 nt
Organism: Sapajus apella (tufted capuchin)
Lineage: Eukaryota; Metazoa; Chordata; Mammalia; Primates; Cebidae
Gene: CD68
Product: CD68 molecule
Exons: 6
Coding region: 519-1556 (345 amino acids)
Cellular component (GO): membrane
Source: RefSeq, a predicted model, not a curated record